Acanthoscelides obtectus is the source of this 5112-nucleotide messenger RNA. The record is from the annotation of a GenBank genome assembly. NCBI's taxonomy places the organism in Eukaryota, Metazoa, Arthropoda, Insecta, Coleoptera, Chrysomelidae.
UGGUUACGGUUAUUAUACCUAGUUGUAAUAGUGUGAAGUAGUUGUAGCACGUGCAGUCUCUCGUAUUCCGUGUUGUUUAAUACCUAAUAUUGUAGUGUUUCUUUGCUAUUACUUUCUUGGUUUAGAGAGUUUCGUAGAUACAGAAGAGCUACGAUUAUCAACGUCAUCUGGAAGCUAUAAAAGUAGGGAAUAGUCAUUUUAUCCGCUGGUGGAAUUCCCACCGCGAUUUCACAACCAUUAAGUAAGAAUAAAAAACGUGGCAGCAACUUCACGAUAGGAUAAAAAGAUACGACUGCAUACCAAAGGUAGGAUACGUUAAGGUCAAGCAAGGUCGUGGCGGGGACCUCCUUGAGUCACCCACAUCUUAAAAUGAGAGCGCAAUUUGCACUUCGUGGAGAAUAAACGGGACUAUUUUAUCCGACAAUGAAAGUCCUCACAUUUGUUCUGAUAUUACCAGUAUGCCUUUCCCUGGAAUCCCAGCCAGUAAAGAAAAGCUACGUCUGCCCGCCAAGGUUCAUGCGGCAAGGCCACCGAUGUUACUAUUUUAGCAAAAAUCCAGCGACGUGGAACGAUGCCCUGUUCAAGUGCAGAGACCUCAGGAGUCAUCUGGCCAUCAUCAAAACCGCCUACCAGGAUAAGCUGAUACGAAAUGUACUUAAUAGGAAGCCAGUAGAACCAAAAGAAAGGUGGUUAGGCGGUGUGUAUGACUGGGAGGCAAUGCAGUGGAAAUGGGGGGAAAACGGCAAGCACAUAUCCUACAGCGGUUUUCUGAAGAGCGGACGAGAAGACAAAAAUAAGCUGCGGUGGCAUUGUAUUAUAAUGGAUCCCGCAAUAGGAUACAGGUGGAACGCCCGUCAAUGCGUGGAGCAAAAGCACUUCAUAUGCCACACGAAAAUGAGGGUGAUAUCCAACAACAAAGAGAAGAAGAAGCUCCAGAGACAGUACAACGUGAAUAAGUACAACAAGCUGAACGAAAUACCAGUACCGGAGAUACCGGAAUACGGGAACGGUACUCAAAGCAGUACCAUUGCCACGUUAAAGUCCAACGUCCCCAUUACCUACCAAUUCGAGAUAAACCAGCAUCUGAACGACCAAGCUCUGAUAGGAUUCGCCCCGGCAGAGCAGAAACGAAAACCCCGCAAGAACAAGAAGAAACAGAAGAGAACGAAUCUCGCGCAGUACCGCAAUGGUACCGUGGUGGAAACGUCCAAGAAGAAGAAGAACAGGAGGAAGAAAUACAGGAAGAAUGAACUAGAUGCCGAUGGAGAGCCGACAUCUAUUAAGAAUGUCCGAUGGAGGACGUAUAGGGAGAAGGGAACCUUGGUGGAUCCUAAUUAUCCCAGACCGAUUGUGGAGGAGUACAUGAAAUAUGUUGAGCCAUAAGGAACUCUUCAAUAAUUGUGUUCGAGAGAAAAAAUGCGCAUAGAGCCGAACAGUUGGAAACAGCCGUAGAAAAAAUACUUGACUAAAUGACAACCACUAGGCGUUUAUAGUAAUAAUCGCUUUUCGAAUCAUCAGAUUUCAACUUGUCAUAAUCGAAAAAGUAUCCUCUUUUGCAUUGUCUGCGAACUUUUUAUUGUAUUGACGCGCAGUGGAAUUUUUUUAAAUAUCCUUGGACAUUCUUCUCGAACUGUAGCCUCAAAAUGGUAGUAGCGUUCCAAGAAAUGCAAAAGCAGAAUAUAUCGCAUUAACAGUUAUUUCUGAACCAUUACAAUUCUUGUUUUUACUAUGACAACCAAGAGGCGAUUUGUAACCCUGAGGUUUGAGUUCCACCAUUACAAUGGGUGAUAUGCAUAAAGGCGAGUGGCUACUUUUGACUCGCAUUUUUAAAGUAGCCACUCCGUUUGAUAUGCAUAAAAUUGUAAGUAGAAGCUCACACUCAUAAGUUUCUACUCUUUCCGUGAGGCUGUACUCGCUCCUUGAGUGCCGACUUUAAUUUUUAUAUCUAUGCAUAAAAGCGAGCGUCCACUCCGACCGCUGAGUACAUACUUAAAGAAAUGCGAGAUACCUUAGUAGUAGACUCAGCUUUAUAAGAAGUGGAUGUCUUCACAAAAUGGCCGAAUUUAUGCCUAUUUAUCAGCCUACGAAGGUGUUUGAAGAUCGUAGGAAAUCAAGGAAAGUAGACUAUCGGGCUUUAUAUCGGUUUUGUAAAGUUAAAAUAAGUAAGUUUAAUAAGUAACCAGUCUUUAUGUUUUGAAUCUUCUUCCAAAUCUGCCCUUCAUUAUAUUUAACUCCUAAUUCUGCUUCUACCUUUUCUUUCAUUUCUUCAACCGCCUUACGGCGUUUAUUUUUGAUUUCCGGGAUGUUUAAUUAUAUUAACAAAUACUGUUUGAUCUUCAGAUGAAUGGUCUUCAGAAUAGGUUGACAUCAUGUAAAUGAACAAAUAAUAAUCGACCUAAAUACCACCGACACAAACGUUUACCGGUAUACAGUAGUAACUGCUCGCAAUAGAGAAAUUGCCAAUUCGGCGAGACAACAAAAUACAAGUCGGAACUCGAAAACCAGAGUGCCUACUCAAGUAUUUCAUUAGAACUUGAGUAGCCUCUCCGUUUCUCGAUAAAUAUUUUAUGCAUAUCAAAACCGAGUAGGCUCUCCGUAACAGGAGUAGUUACUCGCUAUAAUAUGGAGUCGCUACUUCUGAGAACCCACUCACCUUUAUGCAUAUCACCCAAUAAGUACUCACUCUCAAGGAAAAUUAUUAUAGACCGUCAUUGUUUGGUUCUUCCUCUUCAAUAACUCGAGAUCCUCUCCAGACCGUUGAUUAAUGUAUCUUACCUGAAGGUAGCCAACCUAAUGCUAUAUAUCCGCGUCCAAAAAAUUAUUUGAGAUAAAAUAAAAUACCAAAGCGUCAUCUUUGAGACUUUGCUACAGCUAUUUCUCUACUUACUGUAUAGUAUAUACUUUGAAAGGAUUGUGACGAGCCAAGGGUGGCGGAAGGCAACCCUUCACUUGUUCAUCCAAGGGUUUAGCUUGCUAAUAAAGGAAACACAUAAUUCUUUUCACCUUUUAAUGGAAAACUCCCUUUAAAUUUGAUAACAGACAACAGUCUAAAGAAUCCGGCCCUUCCCAGAAAACUGGAAAUUUGCUCAUGUCCAGCCCAUCCCAGAAAAAGGAUCUAAGACCGACCCUUACUACAGGCCUGUAGCUCUGCUUUCUGUUAUAAGUAAGGUGAUGAAGAGGUGCAUAAAACGCGAGCUUCUGGACUACAUCGAACGUCACGGCUUGAUUAGCGACAGGCAGUAUGGUUUCCGGCACCAGCGAUCCACAGGAGACCUCCUAGCUUAGGUCACGCAAUUGAGGAGUAGACUCAUCCAGGCUCAUGGUGAGGCCCAUAUCGAUGCUCUUGAUAUCACGAAAGCGUCCGAUCAGCUGUGACAAGCUGCCCUCUUAUGCAAACUUCAAUCCUUGCUUUGCAGAUGUGUGGCUGACAUUCUCUCUGGCCGCAGGAUAUCCGUCGUAAUUGACGGGUUCUCGUCUUCAUCCCACAACAUCAACGCGGGUGUUUCCCAGGGAUCGGUCUUCGAACCGACACUGUUUCUCUUAAAUAUUAACGACCUUCCUUCCUGUACGAUCAACCCAAUUCACAGCUUCGCUGAUGACAGCACUCUACAUGCAAUUUCCUUGGGAUCCUCAUAGCAGCCGCGGUGUCCCGGCAUUUAGGCUUCUGACUGCUUCGGUAUAAAAAACAAUAUAUAUAAUAUAAGUGUUUUACAAAAAAAUAGCCUGCCUGCGUAUCGAAUCAUCGCGCAAAAUAAAGUAUCAGUGUAAAUAAUUAUUCCGUAAACUAAACUUGUGAGCCCACUCUAAAAGUCUGGGAUGACCUUAAAUAGGCUUGUCUUGCUUAACAGGAACUCAAUUUAUAGCCCCUUGGAUGAAAAAUAAGAUCCGAAUUAUGAUCGUCUCUAGCCGCUAGCGCAAUAUAAGCCCCCCUCUUAGUUAUAUCCCAGGAAGCAAAGAUAGUUACCUCGUUAAGCACCCCAGGGCCUUGAAGAUUCUCUAUUCGUGAGUACAUAGAAAUAUGGGAUCUGGAUGCCCAUUCACUCUCUUACGCUGAAUAUGUUAGUCGAGCCUUUUGAAUUGAGAUGUGUGGUCUCGCUUUCGAGCCACAGUCCUGACGUAAUAGGACAUUAUGUGAUAGUAAUGCCGUUGCAAGGUUAAUGUCUCAUGGAUGGCACAGUAGCCACCUAAAUGCUUGAGACACUAACCUUUUCAAAGUAUAUCUAGUAAAUAGAGAAACAGCCGUGACAAAUUUUCAUAAAUAAUGCUAUGGUAUCUCAUUUUAUUUCGAAUAAUUUCUUGGACGUGGUCAACUUCUGUACUUUUGUGAUGUGCCAGCAUAAUAUUCGAUGUAUGUACGUGUAUAUGGAUACAGUAUUACUAGCACUAAGCGCGAAAACUUUUGCUUAUGGAAAACAUAAAAUAUGAACUGUUUUGAAUGGUAACAAAUUUUUUCACGUAAAUAAGGUAUUUAUUUUUGUUUUCAGAAUUUGGUUUGCGUAUACGUAUCUACACCAAAAGAUGUAUGUUAAGACGUAUUACAUGAGGUGCUAUAGCUUUAAGUGUGUUACUUAGUAGAUGGCAAAUAGCCUGACAAUGGUUACAGUUGUGGUAGGGUGGAAAAGUUCGAUAAAAUGUGAUGUUUGAUUUCCCACGUCACUCGGUGCAUUGUAAUUGUGAAAUAUUCCUAAAUCGAGAUAUUACGUUUUCUAUACGCAACAUCUCACGGAAUACCAUGUAACUCAAUACCUUGAUCUAACUGCCGACUGAGAUUUCAACGCUCAGUUACUAGCAUGUAAAAACAAAAAAAAAGUGUAUAGAAUGGCCCAAUAAGUGCAAAUUAAAAAUUUCAGAUCAACCCCUUGUUCAUGUUUUCGAUUACUUCAAAGUGUAGUGAAAAAAAUUGAGGAUCCAAAAAGUUCAUGUCAACUUUUAAAUUGUCUUCCCAUAACUGUGACCCUCACAGCCUAGGUUUUAAGCUGUAUUUUUAUUUUUCGUUUUCUUCCUCCUUGUAACAAACUGUAUAUACUAUAUUUAUUUAUUUUUCUUGUUCUUGCUUUUUAUACGAUUACCGAUACCACUUUGAUUAAAAGUCAAUAAAGUUGUUAUUGUACA